GCAAAGGGGAGUUUCCAAAGUCAUCAAGUCCAUCCAACUUUGCCAUUUUCGGCCAGAGACCACUGAAAAUGACUCCCAAGAAGACUGCCGCUCCCUUCCUAUGGUUCUCUUUUUGCUUUGGGAAUGUUCUUGAGGCAGUGGUGCUGGGAUCGGUUCAGUACCCCGAUAACGGGCUCCACUCACAUCUGGAUGCGCGCGGUCCUGCAGAAGCCAGCGCGAACUCACGGAACGGCUCCACAUCUGUUCAUGUUCCAUCUUACAUGAUCUCUCUGUACAGGACUCUAUCGGAACUGGACCGACGCGCAAGCAACGGCAGCCAGACGCGCUCCAGGAGAUAUGCCAAUACAGUGACCAGCUUCAUGGACCUGGGACCAGAGGAGCCUUCCCUAAAGUUCCACCAGCAGUACACAUUCGACGUGUCUGGUCUCUCACGACUAGAUGAACUGAUGGAGGUGGAGCUGCGGGUACCGAGGAGGCCAUCGCCUGAUGUUUUCAGUUUACUCUCCAGCGGUGGAAACCUGUACCGAAUACUCCUUCACACCUGCUCCCUCCCGGGAUCCUCUAACCAACCUCUGCUCCUCACCUCCAGGACCAUUGAUCUUCUAGAUACCGCUUCGGCCACUUGGGAUGUGUUUGAUGUUGGUGCAAGUGUGAAGACCCACCUCAAGUUGUUCAGGACCGUGGAAGGCAGCAGGCCAUUGUGCUUCAGUAUAUCAGCCAUUUCUGAUUCAAAUAAUGAGGUUGUGCAUCCCGGCAUGCUGGGUCUGAGCCACGAGGAUCAGCAGACCCAUGAAAGGGCUUUACUGGUGACCUUUACUCGAGCUCGGAAGAAGGAGAACCUCUUUAGGGAGAUCCGUGAGAAGAUAAAGGCCAUUAAAAGUGAUACAUUUCCUAAUCCUGCUCCGGAGCAUGGUAUUAAAGGUCACCCAAGACAUCGGCGGAGGAGGCGGACUGCACUAGCAGGUCGUUCUGGUUUAGGACCCGUUACAGGGAGUGCCGGUGGAGGAAAGGGUGGCGGCAGGCGGAGAACACGUUGCAGCCGGAAGCCGCUUCAUGUGAACUUUAAAGAAUUGGGUUGGGACGACUGGAUUAUUGCACCACUAGAUUACGAAGCUUAUCACUGUGAGGGUUUGUGUGACUUCCCUUUACGGUCACACCUGGAACCGACCAACCAUGCCAUCAUCCAGACUCUCAUGAACUCCAUGGACCCAGAGUCCACCCCUCCCAGUUGUUGCGUUCCUACUAAGCUCAGUCCCAUCAGCAUCCUGUACAUUGACUCUGGGAAUAACGUAGUUUAUAAACAGUACGAGGACAUGGUGGUGGAGAGUUGUGGGUGCAGGUAGCAAUGUGAGUGAGGGGUGACCUACCCCUGGACAUUAUCCGAAAGCUGCUGCUGCUGCCUCACACGCAGAGGCCAAGUGCAGCAUUGUGGGCAAGCUGAAGUAGUCAGAGCUGGUGAGAUGGACAGUGUGUAAGUGUGUGACAGUGAGCAUGUGUGUAUGUUCAAACGGAGAUAAGACAUUGAGUUGUGUUUUAGAAGUGAGCGGAGGACAUGUGUGCCGAACAGCUCCAAAUUCCCUUACAAAACCAAAUAAACAACUCCUCAACAGAAAAAGAGUGAAAACGUAGGCU
Messenger RNA from Carassius auratus (goldfish), 1632 nucleotides. RefSeq names its product growth/differentiation factor 6-A-like. The record is from RefSeq and is a predicted model, not a curated record. The coding region runs from base 69 to 1343 and encodes 424 amino acids. Gene Ontology annotation, biological process: BMP signaling pathway. The transcript has 2 exons. NCBI's taxonomy places the organism in Eukaryota, Metazoa, Chordata, Actinopteri, Cypriniformes, Cyprinidae. Gene Ontology annotation, cellular component: extracellular region. Gene Ontology annotation, molecular function: cytokine activity; growth factor activity.